UCCCAAGGGAAGCGGCUAUUUGAGAUUUUACUAAGAAGUCAGCAAACAUUCUUUCACUAGUCCCUUCUGCUCCCUCUUUGUUUAUAGAGAAAGCCCUGAUUUCUGUUUCAUUUUCAGCUGGAGACUUAAAUGACACCAAGCAAAGCCUACUUAGUUUAGAUUUCCAGAAAUUGGCUGGUGGAAAAAUCAAACAUGAAGUCUGCAGUUUUGUUUUGCUUUGUUCUACUGAUCAUUUUUCAAACUGACUUUGGACAAAAUGAAGAGACUCCGAGGAGGCAAGGGAGGAAGAUGCGUUACAGGAGACUGAGGAAAAGCUCCUCCCCCAGCCGCAGAUCAGACAGAAAGCAUGGAGUGCAGCAGAUGACAGCUACAUCAGCACCAAGGUUUCCCAUUGUUAACUUUGAUGACAGCACAGAGGACAAGUUUGAAUCCUUUUCAAGUUUUCCUGGAGUAGAAUCAAGUUAUAAUGUGUUACCAGGAAGGAAGGGGCGCUGCCUGGUGAAGGGCAUGGCCAUGCACAACAGAGCCGUGUGGUCUCCGGAUCCCUGCACCACCUGCCUCUGCUCAGACGGAACAGUGUUAUGUGAUGAGACCAUGUGCCGCCCCCAGAGCUGCCCCCACCCCAUCACACACGAGGGGGAGUGCUGUCCUGUCUGCCCCAAUGCCGUCUCCUCUCCCCUACUCAGUGACAUAGCAUUACAAGACAGCACUGCCUUUUCUGGUGAUUCUUCAGAUCAAAGAGAACCUGUCCAUUUACUUCACAAGCAGCUGCCGCCUGCUCAGGUACAGACGGACCAAGGGUCAAGAAGAGAAGCCCUUGAGUCUGAAGAGGACGAAGAAGAAAUUAAAGAGGAUGAUGUGGAGCAUGAGAGAGACACCCCUGGCCCUAGAGAUGGGGGAAAACUUCACGAGGGGCAGAGUGGAGGACAGAGGAAGCAGAAGCCUGUGGAGGAGGGGAGGCCACCAUACCAACAACAAGGUCAUGGGGAGGAGGCAGAGGAGGAAGACGAGGAAGACGAGCGAGGCGAGGAGGAGGAGAAUGACGCUGUGAGAGGAGACAUGUUCCGAACACCCUCCAGGUCCCCACUCCCCGCGCCCCCAAGAGGUGCCCUGCGCCUGCCCGCUGGGUGCUCUUUGUCCUACAGGACCAUCAGCUGCAUCCACGCGGACCUCAGCCAGAUCCCACCGCUGGCCGCGCCGCAGAUAACCAGUCUGGAGCUUGUCGGCAACUCCAUCACCUCCAUCCCGGAUGAAGCAUUUAAUGGAUUACCCAACUUGGAAAGGCUUGAUCUCAGCAAAAAUAAUAUCACCUCCUCAGGUGUGGGUCUGAAAGCAUUCAAGUUCCUGAAGAAGUUAAUGCGUCUGAACAUGGAUGGAAAUAAUUUGAUAGAGAUUCCUUCAGAAUUACCAUCUACAUUAGAAGAACUUAAAAUCAAUGAGAACAAUCUCCAGGGUAUUGAUGAAGAGAGUUUAUCAGGCUUAAAUCAACUGGUUACCUUAGAAUUGGAAGGAAACAAUCUUAGUGAAAUAAACGUCAAUCCUUUGGCUUUUAAACCUUUGAAGAGCCUAUCCUACCUGCGUCUGGGAAAAAAUAAAUUUAGAAUUAUACCCCAGGGUCUUCCAGCUUCUAUUGAGGAAUUAUAUCUUGAAAAUAACCAAAUUGAAGAAAUAAGUGAAACUUGUUUCAAUCAUACCAGAAAGAUCAGUGUUAUUGUCCUACGUUAUAAUAAAAUAGAAGAAAACAGAAUUGCUCCUUUAGCUUGGAUAAGUCAAGAGAACCUGGAAUCCAUUGACCUGUCUUACAACAAACUCUACCAUGUGCCCGGACACCUGCCCAAGUCUCUACUUCACCUGGUACUCAUAGGGAAUCAGAUUGAACGGAUCCCAGGCUAUGUGUUUGGUCACAUGGAGCCGGGCCUGGAAUACUUGUAUUUGUCAUUUAACAAACUUACUGAUGAUGGCAUUGACAGAGUCUCAUUCUAUGGGGCAUAUGAUUCCCUAAGAGAGUUAUUUCUGGAUCACAAUGAUUUAAAAUCCAUACCACCGGGGAUACAAGAAAUGAAAGCACUACAUUUUCUGAGGCUCAACAACAACAAGAUACGGAAUAUUCUUCCGGAACAAGUUUGCAUUGCUGAGGAAGAUGGUGACUCAAUGCUGGAACAUCUUCACCUUGAAAACAAUUAUAUCAAAACUAGAGAAAUACCAUCCUAUGCAUUUUCAUGCAUAAGAUCAUAUUCAAGUAUUGUUCUUAAACCACAAAAAGUAAAAUAAUUUCAAGUUUUCCCAUCACCAUUUAUAAACUUUACUCAUAUAUCUGCAGUAGUAUCAUUUGUCAUUAAUGAGAGACAUAACCUCAAGUAUCACAUUGCUGGUCAAAUUAAUUUGCCAACCCAAUAACAAACAACCAAAAAUUUACAUCUAGGCAUUUUAGUGGAGGUAAAAAUGCUCAGUUUCCCCAUUCAGCCAUCUGAUAUUAACCAGGAGAAUCUGGAAUGAAUAAAUACAUCCUCUGUGAUUGCCGAAACUUCCUGUGUGAAGUUAAAUAUUACUGCAAUGUUAAUUUCCUAGCUUUAUCAUUGCACUGUGGUUAUGAACACUAUUAAUAUUAAGGUAAGCUAGCAGAAAGGUAUAUAUAUAUUCUAUAUUAUUUUUUAAUUUUUGUAAAAAUAAAAUAAAAAAGAUCUUCCUCAAUUGUCAAUGUAUUUUAAAUAAACAGUAUUUUAAGAUCUCUCAUUUUUUUAUUCAAGAUAAAUACAUUAUGGAAAGCAGUAGUUAAAAAUACAAAUUAAACUAUUCAUAUUGUGAUCCUGUUAAUGUAAACCUAGUGCAUGAAUUUUUGGAAAUUCCUGAUACAGUGGUCAUAAUUAGCAUUUAUUUCUUCUGCCCUAAUUUGCAGUAAUACAUCUUUUUAUUCAUUUUAAUCAACACAAAGGCAUUAGUUUUUUCUAUGUAUUGGCACUACCAAAUGACACAUUAAAAUCUUUAUUGAAUAAUGA
This is a messenger RNA of Oryctolagus cuniculus (rabbit), 2996 nucleotides long. RefSeq names its product extracellular matrix protein 2 (gene ECM2). Gene Ontology annotation, molecular function: collagen V binding; protein binding; heparin binding. Gene Ontology annotation, cellular component: extracellular matrix. Gene Ontology annotation, biological process: positive regulation of cell-substrate adhesion; extracellular matrix organization. NCBI's taxonomy places the organism in Eukaryota, Metazoa, Chordata, Mammalia, Lagomorpha, Leporidae. The record is from RefSeq and is a predicted model, not a curated record.